Messenger RNA from Penicillium digitatum Pd1, 432 nucleotides. The record is from RefSeq and is a predicted model, not a curated record. NCBI's taxonomy places the organism in Eukaryota, Fungi, Ascomycota, Eurotiomycetes, Eurotiales, Aspergillaceae.
AUGAAUUCCAGGACAUUGCAUCCUAGAAAAAAUCAAUUUAAAUCCGCAGCCAGUAGAUGUAAUCAUUCAUUCUGUAUAUCCGGUGACGCUCUACAAUGUGUCCUUGAUUCGACCUACGCUGGCCUGUUCCUCCAAAUCUCAACACCGCUGAAUCGCUUUGUCAGUCCGCUAUUCCCAGAAUCCCAACAAAUUGGUCAACGAACUUUGUUGUCAACUGUUCAUUCGUCAUGGGGUGCUCCAAGCAAGAUACUUCUCAAUGCUGGUCCCUUCCUUCACUUUCAUGACAAGAUGACACUCAUCGGUUCGCAUCCUCUCGUCAGGAACUGUCCUGAAUCGAGCUGUCAAUCGUCAGACCGUCUAUCAUAUACCACAUCAUCCUCGAACCGCGCCGCCGCAUCCUUCCCUAACAACAAACCAACCGCACCGCCAUGA